AUUCUAUAUUCUAUUCUAUUUCCAUUUCUAUUUCUAUUCUAUUCUAUUCUAGGCAGCCCGUAUAAUUCAGUGUAUCUGGAGCAGGUAAUAGUGGUCAUUCGGAGGACUGUGCACCAGGAUGUGAAUGCAGUGGAUAAAGGAAACAUUUGUUCACCUAUCCUCUUUCUUCAUGCCUUGAUUGAAACCUGGUUUUAACAAACACAGUUACCAGAGUUUGCACAGUAUACUAAACUGUAAGCCAAGGUUUAUGGACCUCCUUGCUAAGCCCAAAACAGACAAACCACAUAAUAGCCUUGGAUGAAGUGUGAAUUCAGUCUCUGGCUGGAUUAUUUAGAAACGGGAAAAAGAACUAACUUUGGUAGAGCCAAGUUGCCUUGUGCUUUAGUUACUUUCUAAUCUGCUUUUUGUUAUCUUUAGGAAUUUUUAAUGGAAACCUAAGAAUAUAUAUAGAGAGAAUAUAGAGAUUUAGUUUGUUUCCUGCAGUUAUUUAUUUAGGCGUUAACUUUUGGCCCAAUUUUCCAAGAGAUAAUAUUUCAAGUAAUAUGGAAGGGGCUAGCUAUAUCUUUGUUUAUGCCUGUUUUGAAAUAUUUGUUAAAAAGUCAACUUUUUAAAGUAUAAAAGCUGUCCACAAAUUCCAGAUAAUUCUGAUUCCUGGUUACAAUAAGAAAGUUUAUGGUGAGAGUGCAGUAGUUUUUAGAUAUAGCACUUGUUAUUGUGAUUUUAAGUUUAGAUAAAAUAAGUACAAAUAUAUGCGUUACAGUUACAUUGGUGAUGAUACUUUUUGACUGUGUGUACAAUAUGCUAAUUAUUAAAUAUAACUAACAAACCACACUGGCUUGUGGCCACUUAGUUUUGGCUUAGCCAUUGUUAUUUUUUAGCAUGGAAUCAGCACAUUCUGGAGUCAAUAAUUCAAAUAUCUAGGGCAGUGAUGGUUAACCUUUUUGCCGUUGAGUGCCGAAAGCGUGUGUGCUUGCACCCAUAAUGCAAUGCGUGUCCAUGCCCCGCAUGUGCUCCACCCUCUGCGCAUGUGUGCACAACCCCACAUGCGCCCCACACAUGCACGUGGGACCCUCAUGCAUGCACAUGUGCCCCCUCGUGCAUAUGUGCAUGUCUCCUGCAUGCGGCCUCCACACAUGUUUUAUUUUUAUAGUUAUAAUGUACACUGGAGAUGGCAUUUAAUUCCAUUGUAUGAAGCGCAAUCACAAUAAACUAAACUACAUUUUUGUUUUCUUGCUCCUGGUCAGAGCAGGAGUUUGAGCUUCUGUAGUAACUAGAGAUUAUUUGAAGAUAAAUCUAUUUUAGCUGAUCUUUUUUCUUCUUUUCCUUCCAACCCCAUCUCCCUUGAAGCUUCCAUAUAUUAUCAUUUUACUCAUUCAUGUGUUUGAGAUCUAAAUCUUGAGAAAAGACUAGAGGGUGUGGUUCUGGCAGUAAAAGGUAGGGAGUGGUGGUCUAUGUAGGUUUUGCAUUUGGGAAGAGUGCCAAGAUACUUUAAGGAAGAAAGACAGCAAGCUGCAAGCCCUUCUGGUCUUGUGCCAGGCUGUGUCACCCAAUUAAGGCUCUACAGCUCUUUCAACUAUUCCUUUUAAAUGCCAGGUAGAUUCAAAAUAAAACAAAUUAUUCCUGGUUUCAACUUUUUAGAAAAGUGAUAGAUGAAGUGAAAACGUGUUUGAUAUGUUUGGAAUAUACACAGCCAGUUGGGAGCUGUUUCACAUCACUACAAUUAUAUCAUAGAUGAUAGUGGUACUUUGGCCAGUUCCCCCCAAAACCUAAGCAAAAUCAAACCUGGUUGGUAAAUGAUUGUUACUACAUCUAGUUACUACUACAAGAAAAUUGGAGGUUGUAGAGUGGGAAAUUCUUUAAAAAAACAAGAACAACUCCCAAGAAGACCAUGAAAAACUGCUUUCUUAUUAUUAAAUCUUGAAGCAUCCAUGUAGAUUUGAAGACUACUUUCAGGAAUAAAUAGCAAUAAAAGCUUAAUUGUUGAUUUUUGUAGCAAUGCCCUUGCCUUUUUCCAAGAAAUACUUUUCCUUAACUACUGAAUUUAUAUUUUGAAUUGAAAUUAUCCCUUGUGCUGUCUCCCUAGCUAUUGUUGGAAAUAGUUUUGAUUGAUAUAUUUGUGGAAAAUUUCAGUUUCUAUGUCAAAGCUUCUCAAUAGACAUGGCAAUUACUCUUGCAGUGUAUGGCAAGAGUAUAUGCUUCCAGCAUGGCCUCCAAAGCGUCAAGGUCAUGCACUGCCCAGCUAAAGGAAGCUGGCGGGAGUAAUACAAACAGGCGAUCACUUUAGUGACAGUGGCAAAGGCAUCAUUUUGUACUGCAUGGGAAGGAAUAAUGGUAAACGACUCAUGCAUUUUACCAAGAAAACAUAUAAUACUUUGAAUUAAUUUAGCUGUAAAUAUUAUUUUAGUAGUUUUGGACACACAAAUAUUGUGUGCGUUAACUGCAGCUCCCAUUAUUUUAUUGAAAAUGUAUUUAAUACAUUUGAGUUUGAAGAAGUAUCAGAUAAGGUUUGUUUGACAUAUUCAGAGCUCACUGAGCAGCAAGAAAAUUUACUAUAUAUGGGAGACAUAUUUUUUAUAAGGAAACAAAGAGAACAGUCAAUUGUUCAGUGAUUGUUUUAAAUUUACGAUAGUGCUGACCUGAACAAAAUGAUACAUGACAGAUUCCUAGCCACCAGAGCAUCCCCAUGGUCAUGUAAUCACAAGCCAGGCAUUCAAUGACUGGGUCAUAAUCAUAAUAUUGGAGUGUCCUACAAUCAUAUCAUCACAAUUUGCAACUGUCACUAGCAGCUUCCGCAAUCAAAGUCAAUAGGGAUACUAGUGGGGGAUCACAGUGAUCAUAUAUUGCAGUAUUCACUUAAUGAAAGCAACUGGAAGUGUUGUUGCUAAGCAAUCUGAUCAUAUGAUGUCAUGUUUUAUAACCGUGUGAUUUAGUGAUGGAAAUUCCAGUCCUAAUUGUCAUCAUUAACUAAGGACUACCUGUAUUUGACAAAAUUUGUUCCAGGAAUGGCAACUCUUAUUGCGAUGACACUUACAGGAUAUGGAUGCCAGUAUAUUAAGUACAUAUUAAGAAUUGAAAGAUUUACUGAUAAGUUUACCUGUAUGAAAAUAUGAUUUGACUAAACCUGUAGCAGUGUCAACAGGUACUAGUGCAUCUGGUUUAGGUGUGGUAUUGUUACAAGAAAGAUUUUGUGUGAUACGUGCAUUUAAAACCAGGAUUAAACUGCUAGUUACUAACUUCCCCAAAAUAUCAAUUAGUAGUAGUUUAAACCAACAGUCUCGAACCUUUCUGGCUUUGUUGAUUGGCAUGGGGGUGGGGGUGGGGGGAGUGCUUGCAGCUCCAUUUGCCCAAGUGGUGGGCAUAUGCGUCCGCCACAUGCACAAAUGGAACUGUGCCCACCUGCCUGCUGCACGUGCUCGCUUGCCCAACAACUCUGUAGUCUGGUUUUGAAUGGGUUGCAGCUCGAGUUGGAGCCCCCUGGUUUAAAGAACUAGGAAGGAACUGGUGAUUGUAGAUGCCUUUCUAAGAGCUUUUUAAGAUAGUAAUGAUGACAUAUGUAGAUUAUUGUAUUCUAAUGUUGCAAUAGAUUUGUAGCUAUACUUGCUUGUAUCUGGUAAUAUAAUCGAAACAAUUUAAAAAUGCUAACUAGUCAAUUAUUAAAAUUAUUUUGAUGGGCUGGCCUUAGCAAAGAACGUUUAAAAUGUAUUGGAAUUAUAAGGAGUUGAAUAUUACUUCUCAAGAAUGAAAGACAGAGAGGUGAGAUCUUGCGGGGGGGGGAUAAGAGGCAUGUGUAAGAAGCUGAAUUGAUCGUGUUUGAAUUUCCUAUGAGAUUAUGGCAGGAAUUGUGUUUGAUAUAUUUUAAUUUUAGGGGAAAAAAUAAAAAUUAGUUUGGAAAUUUUAUUUGAUAUUUUUUUGUAGUGGUCUUCUUUCUUUGGGACAGGUUUGGGGGGGUAGGCAGAAGUUGAACCCCAGACUACUAUAGUGUAGAGUGCCUCAAGGCUCAGAUCUGCCAUCCCUUCUUUCAAUAUGUACAUGAAACGUUAGGUGAUAUAACUAAAUGGCACUGGAUGUACCGUAGCAUCAGUAUAUUAAUAAUACCCAUACAUAAUUACUCCAGGUGAGAAGGGUACUGCUGUUACGAUAUUGGUCCAAUGAUCUAAAUUUCCUGAAAGCUGUAAAGAGCUAGCUCUUCCCCCAACUUCUUGUAGAGGAUGAAGUUGUAGUUGGAGGACAGUGCUGUUGGCUGCAUCAAAGCAGUUUGGUUGUGGUGCCUGGCUUCUUUGUUUUCAUUUCAUGUAUUAUUUUGGUUUUAUAUAGUUGUUCUGAACUGCCUAGAGUUUGACUCUAAAGUUGAUGGACAUGCAAAUCAUUUAAAUAAAUAAAUUUUGCAUUGUGGGUCUCUUCAACACAUGGAAUCCUUGAGGUCAUAACAGACAAUAGAUCACAAUUUAACUUAAUGGGAUUCAGAGUGUUUUCCAAAGAUUGGGAUUUUGCAGAUUCUAUUUCCAGUCUCUAUUAUGCCCAUUCAAAUAGGAUAGUAGAAAGGACUAUACAGAUUGUGAAGAGAAUGUUACAAAAAUCAAAGCUGGACGGUUUUGAGUUUUAUUCAAAUGUGUUGGCUUAAAAGAAAAUCAUCGAACUCUUAGAUCUGCGCAGAGGUUGACGGUAUAGCUUAUUAAAGAAGGUGAAGGGACUUGAGGAUACAUUGAAGAUCUUACACUAUCUCAGUUCAAAUGCGGAAGGAAAAAGAAACAACUGAAGAUACCAGAAAAGGACAACAGUUGGGUUAUCUUGGGGGGGAGGGGGGAGAUGGAAUAUGCUAGGAAUAAGUAAUCUCUAUUAUUUGUGAGUAGAAUAUAAUGAGUGAACAUAAGGAGCUAGCUGUGGGUAUUCAAUGGCUCUCUUUUCUUGGUAACCUGUAAACUAUCAGUCAACUUUAUCCAUGUAUUAGAUCUGUCUUAAUAGUUUGUAUGCAAUGUACUUCAAAAUGGGAUGUGAGCAUGUAAAUGCAAGCUACUUCGAAAUGGAAUAUGGCCUAAAACUGAUUUAAAAUUGUAUGGAACACUAUAAUUUUACAGUAGGCUUACCUAUCAAACAUGCUUCCAUUUUUCCAGGGCCACCAGCCACUCUUUUCCAGCCACCGCGUCGGCCUGGCCUGGGAACAGUUGGAAAACCAAUUCGUCUCUUAGCCAAUCAUUUCCAAGUACAGAUUCCUAAAAUUGAUGUUUAUCAUUAUGAUGUGGAUAUUAAACCAGAAAAACGUCCCCGGAGAGUGAACAGGGAGGUAGUAGAUACCAUGGUGAGACACUUCAAGAUGCAAAUAUUUGGGGAUCGACAACCUGGCUAUGACGGCAAAAGAAAUAUGUAUACUGCGCAUCCUCUGCCUAUUGGAAGGGACAGGGUGGAUAUGGAGGUCACACUCCCCGGUGAAGGGAAGGACCAGACCUUUAAAGUGUCAGUUCAGUGGGUGUCUGUAGUCAGCCUUCAGCUGCUCCUGGAAGCUUUGGCAGGGCAUCUGAACGAAGUCCCAGAAGACUCUGUGCAGGCACUAGAUGUCAUCACACGGCAUCUUCCCUCUAUGAGGUACACUCCAGUGGGGCGUUCCUUCUUCUCUCCCCCUGAAGGAUACUAUCACCCACUGGGAGGAGGUCGGGAGGUCUGGUUUGGAUUCCAUCAGUCUGUCAGGCCUGCCAUGUGGAACAUGAUGCUCAACAUAGAUGUAUCCGCAACUGCUUUCUACCGUGCUCAGCCUAUUAUUGAAUUCAUGUGUGAAGUCCUGGAUAUUCAGAACAUCAAUGAACAAACAAAACCCCUUACGGAUUCCCAGCGUGUUAAAUUUACCAAAGAAAUAAGAGGUUUAAAAGUGGAGGUUACUCACUGUGGGCAAAUGAAAAGAAAAUACAGAGUUUGCAAUGUUACUAGACGACCUGCUAGCCAUCAAACGUUCCCUCUGCAGUUGGAAAAUGGGCAAGCUAUGGAGUGUACAGUAGCUCAGUAUUUUAAGCAGAAGUACAGUCUGCAACUGAAAUACCCACAUCUUCCAUGCCUCCAAGUAGGGCAAGAGCAGAAACAUACCUAUUUACCCCUUGAGGUGUGUAAUAUAGUUGCUGGGCAGCGUUGUAUUAAGAAGCUAACAGACAAUCAGACAUCAACUAUGAUCAAAGCAACAGCACGGUCUGCCCCUGACAGGCAGGAAGAAAUUAGCAGACUAGUCAAGAGUAACAGUAUGGUUGGUGGACCUGAUCCAUAUCUGAAGGAAUUUGGUAUUGUUGUCCAUAAUGAAAUGACAGAACUGACAGGCAGAGUAUUACCUGCACCAAUGCUGCAGUAUGGAGGUAGGAACAAGACUGUUGCUACACCAAAUCAGGGUGUCUGGGAUAUGAGAGGGAAACAGUUCUAUGCUGGGAUUGAAAUUAAAGUGUGGGCUGUUGCCUGCUUUGCACCUCAGAAACAAUGCCGGGAAGAUUUGUUGAAGAGUUUUACUGAUCAGCUGCGCAAGAUCUCUAAGGAUGCGGGGAUGCCAAUCCAGGGCCAGCCAUGCUUCUGUAAAUACGCACAAGGGGCAGACAGUGUGGAGCCCAUGUUCAAACAUUUGAAAUUGACUUAUGUGGGGCUGCAGCUAAUUGUAGUGAUUCUUCCAGGAAAGACACCCGUCUACGCUGAAGUUAAACGAGUUGGGGAUACUCUCCUGGGCAUGGCGACUCAGUGUGUUCAGGUGAAGAAUGUGGUGAAAACAUCUCCCCAAACUCUUUCCAAUCUUUGUCUGAAGAUCAAUGCAAAACUUGGUGGAAUAAACAAUGUCCUCGUACCACAUCAAAGACCCUCAGUAUUCCAGCAACCUGUUAUUUUUCUGGGAGCAGAUGUCACUCAUCCUCCUGCUGGAGAUGGGAAGAAACCUUCCAUUGCUGCUGUAGUAGGAAGCAUGGAUGGCCAUCCCAGCCGCUACUGCGCUACUGUACGAGUGCAAACAUCCCGUCAAGAGACAUCACAAGAAUUGCUGUACAGUCAGGAAGUGAUCCAGGACCUGACCAAUAUGGUGCGAGAACUGUUGAUCCAAUUUUACAAAUCUACUCGCUUCAAGCCUACAAGGAUCAUUUACUACAGGGGAGGAGUAUCCGAAGGGCAGAUGAAACAGGUAGCUUGGCCUGAGCUUAUCGCAAUCCGGAAGGCCUGUAUCAGUUUAGAAGAAGACUACAGGCCAGGGAUCACCUACAUUGUCGUGCAGAAAAGGCAUCACACAAGACUCUUUUGUGCAGACAAAACUGAACGGGUGGGGAAAAGUGGGAAUGUUCCGGCAGGCACUACCGUGGAUAGCACCAUUACCCACCCGUCUGAAUUCGACUUUUACCUCUGUAGCCAUGCAGGAAUCCAGGGAACCAGCCGUCCUUCUCACUAUCAAGUCUUGUGGGAUGACAACUGCUUCACUGCAGAUGAAUUGCAGCUACUGACAUACCAGCUGUGUCACACUUACGUUCGAUGCACACGGUCUGUCUCAAUCCCUGCGCCUGCAUAUUAUGCCAGGCUGGUGGCAUUUAGAGCAAGAUACCAUCUUGUAGACAAAGACCAUGACAGUGCUGAAGGCAGCCACGUGUCAGGACAGAGCAAUGGCCGUGACCCUCAAGCACUCGCCAAGGCAGUACAGAUCCAUCACGACACCCAGCACACAAUGUACUUUGCCUGAUCAGACUCUGCAGCCACGUGGCGUGGCAGGAGCGGCCUAGUUGGUCAGGUCACCAACCAUUAAUUGUCAGGGCUCGUUUUUUUAAUUCAGGCUGCCCUCCACCAGCAGCUUGGGACAGUUGCACUGAAUUGAUACCUGCCACCAACAUCUCGUGCAGGCACAAUUGAGCCAUUUUUAUUUUUAUUUCUUUCCGUAAACAGAAAUUUCAUAAACAGUCUUUGCAUUGGACUGAAUUUUUACCUCAAAACGCAAAAGGCUGAUCCUCUUAAACAAUUUUUAAAGGACUUGGCACGAAAGGUUUUUAUUGAAAUAUUUUGCUAACCAAUUAAUCAAUUUACGUUACCUCUCCAUCCCACGUUAAGCUUGUCAAGAAGAAGAAUUCCUGCUGGGCUUUGACAUAACUGCUUAGUGAGUCUCCAGAUAUGGCAAAACAGGAUUCUGCUGUUUUUUCUGUCUGGAACCAUAUAGACUUGAUCAAUGAAUUUUUGGUGUAAAACACCUUUCAACAAACAUGUAUUUUCAGAGGUAUGGCUGUUCCUUUGGUUUUGUUUUUUAAUUUUUCGCUUUGUCAAAUUUUGCUAGUUCCCUUUUUGUAAAUCUCUCUGCAGUCCUGGGCUGCAAAGCCAUUGCACUAUAACUGCGAAUUCAGCUUGGUGGUACUUCUGUGAAUGCGUAAUGUUAGCAGAGAAAAAUCCCCCCUGGCAGUUCUAAUACAAUUAUAAUUAUGAUUACGGUUAAAACUGCCAUCUUUUGAUUCAAAAUGCUGAACUGCUUCCCCUUCUAAAAAUAGGUAACCAGGUUCUGAACAAUUAGUUUUAGUAUUUUUCAAACAUCACAAAAAGUGCCCAUUUUAUGCUGCUAUGUUUGACAAAUUGAAGUCAUUUUUAAUACUCUUUUUCAUAGAAGGUUUUAACUUUGGCAAUAAUUUUUUUUAAAUAACCUGGCAGUAGCUUUUCUAGUCAGAAUCCAUUCUUGGGUAGAUUGACUUAUCUUUGCUGAAGAGAAAAUUAAUUACUAAAAAUGGAUCAGAAGAGGCUCCCUUCAUGCUUUUUACAAAUGAUUAUUUUUAACUGUUUUAUAGUCACCAUUGGUCUGUCUACCCCUUUUUAUAAGCUUGGAAAGUGGGUGUUGUGUAUCGGAAAAAAAGGCUUUGCCAAUUUGUACAGUUGUGUAUAGUGUGACAGUAGCAAUCAAAGACUUUUACCAGCAAUUUAAAUCCUGUUUCCUUUGAUGAUUUAGGUUUCUUGCAUGUACAGCGACACUCAGUAGCAUGUGUGAAGUGUGAAUUGUAAUGUUGAUCUUGAACCUUUUCUAUUAGGAUUCUUAUUUUGCUCGGUUCUCUUCCACUGAAACAUGUUAAUACCAAAAGUAGGAUGGGAAGGGGUUGUGCAGACAAUAAUAGUGUUGUGUUGAGACUAGCUUGUGAGUGUUAGCACACAAUGCUUUAAAUUCCUAGUUUUUGACUGAGUUGAUAUGGCCACUGGGAAGACUGGGAUUUGGCCAAUAAUUGCACUCUGGAUUUCUAAUCAGAGGGUGGCAUCACAGAGCCUUGUGACCUUGUGAGCUUUCAAAUCCGGACUUUCACGUUGGCAAUAUGAUACACCGUUUAGAUUGUCCUUCAGUCAGUUGAAAUAGAGCUUCUCAUAACUUGGAAAAUGUACAUUUCCAAGAACAUUAUUCAGUUGUGUCAGAGUACACUGAAGUUAGUCUUCAAAAAACAAAAAAAAGUUUUAUAUGCUUCUUCCAGAGCCGUGGGCGCGUGUGUGUGUGGGGGUGUGUGUGCAUGUGUUUGUGGGAAAGGGCAUAUGCAGUGUUUGUCCCCAUUCAGAAAAAGAAGUGAAGCAACUUAGUUCUGACAUCCAGAGCUAAGAUAUUAGAUUGCUUAAGUAUAGGUAAGGGUUUUUUUUUUAAACUUUUCCUUGAGAAUACCUCACUUGGAUAAUCAAUAUCAGGACACACAGGGAGGGAGAGUGGCCACUGCUUUAGUUUAUCUGCUGCUUUUCUUUUCUUUUAAUGUUCAGGGAGAAAAUGCAAGAAUUUUAACUCCUGCUGACCCAAACAAACAGAGAACUGAGGCACCUUGAAAAGAGUCUAAGCACCUGUUUUAGUGUGUAGCAUUUUUUUUAUUGCACUAGGUAAGGACAUGGUUUGAGAGAAAGAAAGGAAAGUAAGAAAAAUGGGUCUCUGUACCACCUGGGUACACUGGUAGCUGCCCUGGCACCUAGUACAGGUGGAAAAUUGGGAUAUAUGUACCCACCUGUCUACAGGUGAGAUCUUCCAAAUCCCAACCAGGCAGAAUGAAAAACAAGCUUUCUAAAAGGUUUGUAAACCUUCAGCAACCAAAUCUGCUUUUGCUCCCACUUCCAGAUAUGAAGAUUGGAAAGUAGGGCUGGAGGAGAAUUUAAAUCUCUCAUCCUAUCAAUUGCCAGCAAAAGCAGAUUUUGGGAGCCAGGUGGGAUUCCCCACUGCUACCCAAAUAGUAACAAAAAAUAGAAGUGGGAGGAAAACAUGCAUUUUAAAGGGCUCAGUUAAUUUUAGUUGUAGUUGGGCCCAAACUGUGAAGACAGGAAGCUUAACAAAUCCGGGAAGAACUUUUUUCUGAUUGGCUUAUUAGGAAAUGAGUCUGUAUAAAGUGUAUAAGCUAUAUGAAAUGGUUCUUUUUAAAAAAUUUCUUAUCAUAGGAAAAAAAAUAAGAUUUUGAUCGUAUUUUUCAUGUGUAUUACAGCCCACAACCCACAUUGGUCUUUUGAAAUCAUCUGUAUUUCAGAGAGAUAUCUAAGCAGGAUUCCUUUUUUUAAGUGAAUUAUUAUCACAAUGAAUUUUUAUCAGCCCAAAAACGUUGAUGAGAAAACUUUCUUGCCAACUUUUGCACUUUCUUGGAAUUUUACAUGAUUUCCACCCCCUCUUCUUCCUUCUUGUCUCUGUUGAAAAUUUUCCUGUGCAAAAAAAUGUUCAGUCAUCUCUUAGUUGCUGAAUGGUCCAGUGAUGUCAUUUGGGUAUGUUUCAGAGCUGAAAAAUUCUAUCAAAGCAGACAGCGAUGAAGAUCUUUAAAAACUAAUAAAAAGGGAAGGUCUUGUUGAUCUUUGGGAGACCUUUUUGACUCAUUGGGACUGCCCCUUCCCCUGGGGAUGAACUGAAUGGUUAUGCAUGUGUCAAUCAAUGGGAAGAUGUGCAUUUUCUAGCUAUAGUUCUUAAGGUUUUAGGGUUUAGUUUGGUUGGGGUUUUUAAUGUGGUUUUCUUUCCUUUUGACCCAGUCUUCUCCAGCUGUGUUGUCUUUGGUCGUUUUGGGCUACAAAUUCCAGAAUUUCAACUUGGUUGGAGAUUUUUGGUUUAUAUUAAGCCUGCUGGCUCCUUUUCUUUUUUCUUUUUGCUGUUAUGUCAUGGGAGAUUUUCAAAUGUAGCAAAUUUGAACUGUGGGCUGGAGGGGAGUGGGCUAAUAAUUUGGGCAGUAGUUCUUGGUGUUUAUAGGAAAAUCAAAUGUGGUUCCUUCUGUAAGUCUUCUGCUUUUUUAUUUUAUUUCUUUGAGCACUUUUAUUCCAAAGAGGCUCUAAAAAGCUUUUGCUCUGUAACAGAGAGUCUUGCUUUACUUCUGUGACUUCUGGGCAUUUUAAGAAGGGCAUCGAAGGAGACUUCAAAAUCAGAGGCAGAAGAUGUUCCAUGUUUCUUUGAUCCAGAGACGUCGUUUUCUCCUACAGCCCUAAUAUCAAGAAUCUUUGUAUGAUGGGGAAAAGGGCAUGGCUCUCCUUGCGACAGGUCACCCAACCUCCAAUCAGUUCUUCCCACUCCUGCCAAGAAAACUACCUUUUUUGAUGAUGCUGUGGGUCCUUUUUUCCCCUUCUUGCUCCAUGGCAAGGCAGUUCCUCUGUUUUCAUUUUCGUAAAGCAGAGUUCAGAGGGCAUUGUAUCAAUACUGUUUCAACUGCAAGGUUUUUUUCCCUUGUACAAAUGGAGGAAAAAUCAUAAGUGGAUAUCAGUUUAAGGGUUUCUUUAUACCUUGCUAUUGACACUUUCAUGAUAUUUCUAUGUCUAGGGCCUGGACCUUGUACGUAAAACUUGUUGGCAUAUGUUCAUUUUCGACUGAUGUAUUUUUCCUUUUUUGUUUGUUUGUUUGUUUCUAUACUGUUAGACUUGUAAUGUUAUAAAUUGUAUUUUAUUAAAUUGGACUGGAUGUAUGUCUAUAGCAAUACGAGGUACUUUUUCUUUCAAAGAAACUCUGGGAUGGGUAGGUUAACAGUGCCUCCCUCCCCCAUUGCGAUAUGCUGGCUGUGUAUAAUUGCAAUGUAUUUUUCUUUCUUUCUUUUUUUUUAGCCUGCAGGGAUUUUGUGUUCAUGUGUCCAAAAAAAAUAAAGGCAUUUGUUGCCAAAUGUU
Messenger RNA from Thamnophis elegans (Western terrestrial garter snake), 12045 nucleotides. Its product is annotated as protein argonaute-4. The transcript is spliced from 17 exons. NCBI's taxonomy places the organism in Eukaryota, Metazoa, Chordata, Lepidosauria, Squamata, Natricidae. The record is from RefSeq and is a predicted model, not a curated record. Gene Ontology annotation, molecular function: RNA binding; protein binding. The coding region runs from base 5054 to 7678 and encodes 874 amino acids.